GCGCAGCAGGGGACGAAGGGAGCACCCAGCAUAUGUGGGGACAGCGGGAGCAGCACUGUGCAGCUGGUGGGACACGGGAACACAACCCAGAGCCAGAGGCCAGUGUGGAGGGGUCGGACCCUGCCCCAGCCUCACGGCGCACAAUGGCGCCGGGUAGAGUAGACAUGUGCCGCAUGCGGGGAGCAGUGGGGACGUGCGCUGCAGCCCAGGCCACCCUCUGCAAGGCCACGGCUGGGCACCGGCAGCUGGUGCUGCAGUUGGGAGGCAGCGCUGACAGCCCCCGGCUGCGGGAGGAGCGGCGCAAGAGGAGCGCAGAGGCCCGUGAGCUCAGCUCUGGGCUGCGGUGCGCGCUGCUGGCAGGGCUGCGGCAGGCACCGGCGAGCCCUGAGGAGCGCCGGGAACUGGAGCGGCUGUGGGUGCUCUUCCUGUCUGCGCUGGAGCUGUUCCUGCAGGACCUGCUCCGAGCCCACCACCUCUGCCAGCUCUUCUCCCUGCAGGGGGAUGGCGCAGCCCCCCUGAGCACCGGGCUGGGGAACCGGCGAGGGGGGGGCCCCGCGCAGCCUCCGGCUGCCCCGCGCCUGGAGGAGGAGAUUGAGCAGGUGAGGGCCAUGCUGGCGGAGAUGGAGAGCAGAGCCAACAUCCCGCUGUGGACGGUGGAGGCCACACAGCCGGCAGGGAUGGGCAGCACUGCGGCCGGGGUGGGUCAGGGGGGGCCGCGCGCUGGCCCCUGCUGCAGGGUGCUCUGAGCGGGCACAGGGGGAGGAGACAGGACCAGCACCCCCUUUGCACCCUCCCUUUGCACAGAGCAGGCGAUGAGACCCCACGUACCCCUCAGCCUGGGCAGGCCCCACCCUACAGAGCGAAGGGGACCAGCUUCAGGCCCCUCAAGGGUUAAUAAAGCCCCUGUCACCCCACAAGGGCCGGUGUCCCUCCAUUCCUGCCCACAACUGCACAGGGACCGGUGAGACUCAGGGGUGCCAGGCUGCAACAGAACCCCCAGGAGGAUAGUUAUUAACAUGCAUUUAU
Molecule: messenger RNA, 1026 nt
Organism: Strigops habroptila (Kakapo)
Lineage: Eukaryota; Metazoa; Chordata; Aves; Psittaciformes; Psittacidae
Product: regulator of G-protein signaling 9-binding protein-like
Exons: 2
Coding region: 33-746 (237 amino acids)
Biological process (GO): G protein-coupled receptor signaling pathway
Cellular component (GO): neuron projection
Source: RefSeq, a predicted model, not a curated record